AUGUUCAAGAGCGGACUUGCCCGGACCUUCGGGAGGGCUGCCUAUGCCCGGCCGACCCCCGUCGCCCGCGCCUUCAAGCCUCUCCGCGCCAAUGCUCUGCCCGCUCUCUCUGCUCGCUUCGCCAGCUCAGAUGUCGCUCAGAACGGCAAGAUCCACCAGGUUAUCGGUGCCGUUGUUGAUGUGAAGUUCGAGGGCGAGAAGCUCCCUGCCAUUCUCAACGCCAUUGAGACCGAGAACAACGGCCAGAAGCUUGUGCUCGAGGUUUCUCAACACUUGGGUGAGAAUGUUGUUCGUACCAUUGCCAUGGACGGUACUGAGGGUCUUAUGCGUGGUGCCGCCGCCAAGGACACUGGUUCCCCCAUCAAGGUCCCCGUCGGUCCCGGCUGUCUCGGCCGUAUCCUGAACGUCACUGGUGACCCCAUUGACGAGCGUGGUCCUGUCAAGGCCACCAAGUUCCUCCCCAUUCACGCCGAGCCCCCAGAGUUCGUCGAGCAGUCCACCUCUGCUGAGAUUCUCGUCACUGGUAUCAAGGUCGUCGACUUGCUCGCCCCCUACGCCCGUGGUGGUAAGAUUGGUCUGUUCGGUGGUGCCGGUGUCGGCAAGACUGUGUUCAUCCAGGAGUUGAUUAACAACAUUGCCAAGGCUCACGGUGGUUACUCCGUGUUCUGUGGUGUCGGUGAGCGUACCCGUGAGGGUAACGAUCUGUACCAUGAGAUGCAGGAGACUGGUGUCAUUCAGCUCGAGGGUGACUCCAAGGUCGCUCUCGUCUUCGGUCAGAUGAACGAGCCCCCAGGUGCUCGUGCCCGUGUCGCCCUGACCGGUCUGACCAUUGCCGAGUACUUCCGUGACGAGGAAGGUCAGGAUGUGCUGCUCUUCAUUGACAACAUUUUCCGUUUCACCCAGGCCGGUUCCGAGGUGUCCGCCCUUCUCGGUCGUAUCCCCUCUGCCGUCGGUUACCAGCCCACUCUCGCCGUCGACAUGGGUGGCAUGCAGGAGCGUAUCACCACCACCCAGAAGGGUUCCAUUACCUCCGUCCAGGCCGUCUACGUGCCUGCUGACGAUUUGACUGAUCCCGCCCCCGCUACCACCUUCGCUCACUUGGACGCCACCACUGUGUUGUCUCGUGGUAUCUCCGAGUUGGGUAUCUACCCCGCUGUCGACCCCCUGGACUCCAAGUCCCGUAUGCUCGACCCCCGUAUCAUCGGUGACGAGCACUACAACACCGCCAGCCGUGUCCAGCAGAUGCUCCAGGAGUACAAGUCCCUCCAGGAUAUCAUUGCCAUUCUUGGUAUGGAUGAGUUGUCUGAGGCUGAUAAGCUUACCGUCGAGCGUGCCCGUAAGCUCCAGCGUUUCCUGUCCCAGCCCUUCGCUGUCGCCCAGGUCUUCACUGGUAUCGAGGGUCAGCUCGUCGACCUGAAGGACACCAUUGCCUCCUUCAAGGCUAUUAUCAACGGUGAGGGUGAUGACCUCCCUGAGAACGCCUUCUACAUGGUCGGUGACUUCGCCUCCGCCCGUGCCAAGGGUGAGAAGAUUCUGGCUGAGCUUGAGGGCUCUUCCUAA
Molecule: messenger RNA, 1560 nt
Organism: Penicillium diatomitis
Lineage: Eukaryota; Fungi; Ascomycota; Eurotiomycetes; Eurotiales; Aspergillaceae
Product: F1F0 ATP synthase subunit beta
Exons: 6
Coding region: 1-1560 (519 amino acids)
Biological process (GO): proton transmembrane transport; proton motive force-driven mitochondrial ATP synthesis
Molecular function (GO): proton-transporting ATP synthase activity, rotational mechanism; ATP hydrolysis activity; ATP binding
Source: RefSeq, a predicted model, not a curated record